This is a messenger RNA of Aspergillus fischeri NRRL 181, 1449 nucleotides long. RefSeq names its product xenobiotic compound monooxygenase, DszA family. Lineage: Eukaryota; Fungi; Ascomycota; Eurotiomycetes; Eurotiales; Aspergillaceae. Gene Ontology annotation, molecular function: oxidoreductase activity, acting on paired donors, with incorporation or reduction of molecular oxygen; monooxygenase activity. The transcript is spliced from 4 exons. The coding region runs from base 1 to 1449 and encodes 482 amino acids. The record is from RefSeq and is a predicted model, not a curated record.
AUGGGAGAUAGCGCGGGCAGUGCUUCCACUGACCGGAAUGGCCAAAAACACAUUCUGCUGAAUGCAUUUGAUAUGAGCACCGUGGGACACUUGUCCCCCGGCCAAUGGAAAAACCCCAGCGAUAAAUCCGCCACUAAGCGCAGCCUGGAGUACUGGGUUGAGCUGGCGAAACUUCUCGAGCGGGGCGGAAUCAACGCGCUGUUCCUGGCUGAUACCUUUGGAGGACACGACACGUACCAGGGGAAGCUGGACGAGUGCAUUCGCCGGGCGGCGCAAUGGCCUGUGACUGAUCCAUCGAUUCCCAUUUCGGCCAUGGCAGCAGUGACGAAGCAUCUGACCUUCGCCAUCACCUCGUCAACCUCCUCCGAGGCGCCGUUCCUGCUGGCCAAGCGGUUUUCGACACUAGACCAUAUGACACAGGGCCGGUUCGGAUGGAACAUCGUGACCUCGUACAAGAAGGCGGCGUUCAAGGCCAUCGGGCUGGACAGUCCCAUCGAGCAUGAUGAGCGGUACCAGCAGGCGGACGAAUACCUGCGCGUGCUGUACAAACUAUGGGAAGGCUCCUGGGCCUCGGACGCCGUCUCCCCGGAUCCGACGACCGACUCGUACAUCGACCCGGCCAAAGUGCGCACGAUCAAGCACAAGGGGAGAUACUACGCGCUCGAGACACCCCACAUUGUCGACCCAUCUCCGCAGCGGACGCCCUUUCUCUUCCAGGCGGGCACGUCACCAGCAGGCUCGGCGUUUGCCGCCACGCACGCCGAGGCGAUCUUCGUCUCGAGCCACUCGCCAGCGGUGCUGCGGCCCAAAGUCGACGGGAUUCGCCAGCUGGCAGCGGAGAAGGGGCGGGAUCCGCGGUCGAUCAAGGUCUUUGCGACGUUCACGCCCAUCCUGGGCCGGACGGACGAGGAGGCCCGGGCCAAAUACGACGAGCUGAAGAAGUACGCGUCCGUGGUUGGGGGGCUCGUCCUCUUCAGCGGAUGGACAGGCAUCGAUAUCUCGCGGAUCCCGCUGGACCAAGAGAUCACGGCGGCAGACUCGGCAGAGGCGGGCCGGAUCGCGAGUAUCCUGGAUGCGUUCACGACCACGAGCAAGGACAUCCCGCGGUGGACGCCGCGGGUGGUGGCGGAGAAGGCGUCGAUCGGCGGGCUGGGCCCCGUGGCGAUUGGUAGCGCGGCGACGGUCGCGGACGAGAUGGAGCGGUGGAUCGUGGAGGCGGAUCUGGACGGGUUCAACAUCGGCCAUGUGUCGACGCCGGGGACUUUUGAGGAUGUGGUCGAGCUGCUGGUUCCGGAACUGAGGAGACGAGGGCUGUACCCGGAGCAGCCGGCGCAGGAGGCAGAGGCCCUGACGGCACGGGAGAGGGUGUACGGGAAGGGACAGAGGGAGCUGCGAGAGGAUCAUCCGGGCAGUCGAUACAAGUACGAUGUAUAUGUAGAUGAUGCAUGA